Messenger RNA from Magnolia sinica, 1830 nucleotides. RefSeq names its product probable beta-1,4-xylosyltransferase IRX10. The coding region runs from base 296 to 1546 and encodes 416 amino acids. NCBI's taxonomy places the organism in Eukaryota, Viridiplantae, Streptophyta, Magnoliopsida, Magnoliales, Magnoliaceae. The record is from RefSeq and is a predicted model, not a curated record. The transcript is spliced from 4 exons. Gene Ontology annotation, biological process: plant-type secondary cell wall biogenesis; glucuronoxylan biosynthetic process. Gene Ontology annotation, molecular function: 1,4-beta-D-xylan synthase activity; glucuronoxylan glucuronosyltransferase activity.
UGAGAUGGACUUCUCAGCAGACCAGCGAUCGAAAGAAACAAACGAUCUUCCCUUAAAUAAAAAAAAUUAAAAAAUAUUUCAAUUUUCUUUCUUCCCGGAAAGCCACUCUUCUCGUUUUCUUCAAGCAAAUCGCUGCCGUAAAUCCUGCAUCCUAUCCAACCACUCUACUUACGACGUUCCAACUAGAGAAAAAUGGACUUCUCCUCCUGUUUUGAAUAAAUCCCAUAAUCCCAUCUCCCUUUCUUCGAUUUCUUCACGUCUCUGCAAUCAGAGAGUGGAGUUCUCGUGAGGAGAAAUGAAAAUUAGGAUGUGGGUUUUGCGUAAUUUUCUUGUUUUCCUUGUCUUUUUGAUGGUGGGUGCUGAAGCGAUUGAGCUGGGACAGAAGACGGAACGGAUUUCAGGGAGUGCGGGUGAUGUGCUAGAAGAUGACCCAGUUGGAAGGUUGAAGGUGUUUGUUUAUGAGCUUCCGAGCAAAUACAACAAGAAGAUCCUUCAAAAGGACCCACGAUGCCUCACGCACAUGUUCGCUGCGGAGAUCUACAUGCAUCGGUUCUUGUUGUCCAGCCCCGUACGGACUCUUAAUCCUGAUGAAGCCGAUUGGUUUUACACGCCCGUAUACACUACUUGUGACCUGACACCUAAUGGGCUCCCAUUGCCUUUCAAAUCACCGCGGAUGAUGAGGAGUGCGAUACAGCUGAUCUCAACAAAUUGGCCUUACUGGAAUCGAACAGAAGGGGCGGACCACUUCUUUGUCGUUCCUCAUGACUUUGGAGCAUGCUUUCACUAUCAAGAAGAGAAAGCCAUCGAACGGGGGAUUCUUCACUUGCUUCAGCGUGCCACUUUGGUUCAGACGUUCGGGCAACGGAAUCAUGUCUGUUUGAAGGAAGGAUCGAUCACGAUUCCUCCGUACGCACCUCCGCAGAAGAUGCAAGCUCACUUUAUUCCUCCGGACACACCCCGCUCCAUCUUCGUUUAUUUCCGGGGUUUGUUCUAUGACGUUGGAAACGACCCUGAAGGUGGUUAUUAUGCAAGAGGUGCGAGGGCGUCGGUGUGGGAGAACUUCAAGGACAACCCGCUUUUCGACAUCUCCACAGAGCAUCCGACCACGUAUUAUGAAGACAUGCAGCGGGCCGUGUUCUGUUUGUGCCCACUUGGGUGGGCCCCAUGGAGCCCCAGAUUGGUGGAAGGGGUGAUCUUUGGCUGUAUACCAGUAAUCAUAGCGGACGACAUUGUCCUGCCCUUUGCGGACGCGAUCCCAUGGGAGGACAUCGGCGUGUUCGUUGCUGAAGAGGAUGUCCCCAACUUGGACACCAUCCUCACGUCGAUAUCGCCAGAGGUGAUACUGAGGAAGCAACGGCUGCUUGCCAAUCCUUCAAUGAAGCAGGCGAUGCUGUUUCCGCAGCCUGCCCAGCCAGGCGAUGCAUUCCAUCAGAUACUGAAUGGGCUGGCCCGUAAGCUGCCACACGAUAGGAGCAUUUACUUGAAGUCAGGUGAGAGGAUUUUGAACUGGACCAGGGGCCCGAUUGGCGAUCUGAAACCAUGGUAGUGGUGGAUUUUUUACCAAAAUCAUAGCCAUUGAACGUUACCGGUUUUCUCCACCCAAAACCAUUGAGGCAAAGGUGUGGGCAAUCAUAGAAACUGUACAUUUUUCUGUUGAAAAUGUUGCAUUAUAGUUCUUCCUUUUUCUAUUCUCUCUUUUUUUUUUUUUUUUUUUUUUUUUUUUGCAGCUGUAGAUGCAUGUAUGGGUAUAUUGUACUCUGAUUGUAAUUUGAGGUUUGAAUGUUAGUGGCCCAAUGGGAGUUUUCAUCCUGUCCAUUGGUUUUAUUGGCA